Messenger RNA from Neomonachus schauinslandi (Hawaiian monk seal), 1978 nucleotides. RefSeq names its product membrane associated ring-CH-type finger 8 (gene MARCHF8). The transcript has 8 exons. Gene Ontology annotation, molecular function: zinc ion binding; MHC protein binding; ubiquitin protein ligase activity. Lineage: Eukaryota; Metazoa; Chordata; Mammalia; Carnivora; Phocidae. Gene Ontology annotation, cellular component: lysosome; late endosome membrane; cytoplasm. The record is from RefSeq and is a predicted model, not a curated record. Gene Ontology annotation, biological process: immune response; antigen processing and presentation of peptide antigen via MHC class II; protein polyubiquitination. The coding region runs from base 205 to 1914 and encodes 569 amino acids.
CGUCCUCCCGCGGAGGGGUGUAAACAGGCCGGGUGGCGGCCGAGCUGCGGGCCUGCUGCAUCCUGGUGUCCGGCAUGCUUCAGGCGGGCCGGGGUGGCCCAGCCGCGAGCUCAGCGCCCACCUGAGCUUGAGGUCCAUGGCCCAAAAUGACUCUACCACUGGAGACUCUCUUCAGUAAAGAAGACAACCAGACAGGAGGCUGGGAUGAGCAUGCCACUGCAUCAGAUCUCUGCCAUUCCAACCCAGGAUGCCACCUCUGCUAGAGUCUACAGAAGUAAGACCAAAGAAAAGGAGAGGGAAGAGCAGAAUGAGAAGACUUUGGGACAUUCCAUGAGUCAUUCAAGUAACAUUUCUAAGGCUGGGGGUUCUUCGUUGGCGUCGGCUCCGGUGUCCGCCUUCCCUCGCUCUUCUGUCACACCGUCCAAUCAGGACAUCUGCAGUUCCAGUGCAGUGUGUUCUGAAUGUUGUCACCAAAGUCCCGUGCAGUCUGCUGUUGUCUUGAAAGCUCCUCCCUGCCAGAGUUCUCUGACGCAAGGGCUCACUGUGACAGUUAUCUGUAAAGACACAUUGUCCAAGAGAAAUUCCUGUGGUUCAGAACGGGCCCAGGCCUUGAAGCCUGUUGACAAUACCAAAGCCAGAAGAACACUAAAGUUCUCAAAAUCCUUAAACGAUGUGGGCGAGAAGGCCCAGGAUACUGUGGAAAGUUUUGACUAUGUGGAAAGAACUUGCUCCGAAGGGAAACUGAUACUCCCUCCAGAUCCGGGUCUGAGAAUAAACAGGUUCCACCAGAAGGAAAAAAGAGCACUGCAUUGCAAACCUCUUGGCAAUUCCAAACAUUCUUGUGUUUCCUCCCUUUCUGCCAAUCGAUCAACUGCCUCAGAGGUGGAAGCCGGCAAGGGGGGCACGCACGUCCCUCUUUUGGAGGAGAAAGCAGAUGGCGAAGCCGUGUCCCGGAGCCGGCGGCUGCUCCGGUACCUGUUCUCGCUCUCACACGGCUCGAGCACCCGCAGCCUGCACAGGUUCCAUGAGCUGGAGAACUGUGCCGCCCGUCUGCACACCGCCAAGUCCUCCAGCGGGCUGGCAGGGAGCGCGGGCUUCUGCUCGGAUGAGAUGGGAGACGACGAUGUCUUUGAGGACAGCACAUCUGCAAAGUGGAAAAGCAAGGUCCUGCGGGCGCCCCUCUGCUCAGUGGAGAAGGACAGUGACCUGGAUUGUCCUUCUCCCCCCUCUGAAAAAUGCCCCCCGAUCUCUCCUGUGUCCACGUCAGGGGAUGCCUGCAGGAUCUGCCACUGUGAAGGGGAUGAUGAGAGCCCUCUGAUCACCCCCUGCCGCUGCACGGGGAGCCUGCACUUCGUGCACCAGACCUGCCUGCAGCAGUGGAUCAAGAGCUCCGACACGCGCUGCUGUGAGCUCUGCAAGUACGAGUUCAUCAUGGAGGUCAAGCUGAAGCCUUUGCGAAAAUGGGAGAAGUUGCAGAUGACGGCCAGUGAGCGCAGGAAGAUCAUGUGCUCAGUGACAUUCCAUGUCAUCGCCAUCACCUGUGUGGUCUGGUCCUUGUAUGUGCUCAUCGACCGUACCACCGAGGAGAUCAAACACGGACAGGCAACAGGAAUCCUAGAGUGGCCUUUUUGGACUAAACUGGUGGUUGUGGCCAUCGGCUUUACCGGCGGACUUCUUUUUAUGUAUGUUCAGUGCAAAGUGUAUGUACAAUUAUGGAAGAGACUCAAGGCUUAUAACAGAGUAAUCUAUGUUCAAAACUGUCCAGAAACAAGCAAAAAGAAUAUUUUCGAAAAAUCUGCACUAACAGAACCGAACUUUGAAAAUAAAGAUGGACAUGGAAUCUGUCAUUCUGACACAAACUCUUCUUGUUGGACAGAACCUGAAGACACUGGAACAGAAAUCGUUCAUGUCUGAUUUUGUGCAGGGGUUAGUUUUCCUGGACAUCGAAGAACAGCUGAAGGAAAUUGUUUACUGCCAA